UGAUGUGUAUAAAUAGGCGCCGCACAGCCCGUAUUCUAUCACACUUGUGUUUCAUCAGCCAUGGCAAGAACCAAGCAGACCGCUCGUAAGUCCACCGGAGGGAAAGCUCCCCGCAAGCAGCUGGCCACCAAGGCCGCCCGCAAGAGCGCCCCGGCCACCGGCGGAGUCAAGAAGCCUCACCGCUACAGGCCCGGCACCGUCGCUCUCCGAGAGAUCCGACGCUACCAGAAAUCCACCGAGCUGCUCAUCCGCAAGCUGCCCUUCCAGCGCCUCGUCCGAGAGAUCGCCCAGGACUUCAAGACCGACCUGCGCUUCCAGAGCUCCGCCGUCAUGGCUCUGCAGGAGGCCUCCGAGGCUUAUCUCGUAGGACUCUUCGAGGACACCAACCUCUGCGCCAUCCACGCCAAGAGGGUCACCAUCAUGCCCAAAGACAUACAGCUGGCACGCCGCAUCCGUGGAGAGAGGGCAUAAUCUACUCCGCCGACAUCCUCAUUACCCCCUCCGACACACAAAACAAAGGCUCUUCUCAGAGCCACCA
This is a messenger RNA of Rana temporaria (common frog), 538 nucleotides long. RefSeq names its product histone H3. Gene Ontology annotation, molecular function: DNA binding; protein heterodimerization activity; structural constituent of chromatin. The transcript has a single exon. Gene Ontology annotation, cellular component: nucleosome. The record is from RefSeq and is a predicted model, not a curated record. Bases 61 to 471 code for a protein of 136 amino acids. NCBI's taxonomy places the organism in Eukaryota, Metazoa, Chordata, Amphibia, Anura, Ranidae.